This is a messenger RNA of Physeter macrocephalus (sperm whale), 1164 nucleotides long. It is a transcript of the gene RIPK3, whose product is annotated as receptor interacting serine/threonine kinase 3. Gene Ontology annotation, cellular component: cytoplasm. Gene Ontology annotation, molecular function: protein kinase activity; ATP binding. The record is from RefSeq and is a predicted model, not a curated record. Lineage: Eukaryota; Metazoa; Chordata; Mammalia; Artiodactyla; Physeteridae. Gene Ontology annotation, biological process: signal transduction; protein phosphorylation.
CUGGCAGAUUUGGGCCUGUCCACGUUUCUGGGAGGCUGACAGUCUGGGGCAGGAUCUGGGGAGUCAGGGAGCACCCCAGCUUACUUGGCCCCAGAACUGUUGGCUGAUAUAAACUGGAAGGCCUCCAUGGCCAGUGAUCUUUAUGUCUCCUGCAACUUCGGGAUCCUAAUGUGGGCAGUGCUAGCCGGAAGAGAAGCUGAGAUAGUGGACCAUAAAUCACUGCUGCGGGAAGCAGUGUGUGAGAGGCAGAUCCGGCCUGCAUUGACUGAGCUGCCCCAGUCUGGCCCUGAUCCUGGCUUGGAAGUACUGAAGGAUUUAAUGCAGCACUGCUGGAGCCAUGAGCCCCAGAAGAGGCCCUCCUUCCAAGAAUGCCGACCAAACACCCAGAAAGUCCUCGAUCUGGUAAAGAAAGGAGAUGUAUCUGGUAAAAAGAUGAAUGCUGCAGUCUCCACAGUAAAGGAGUUCCUGUCUGAGCACAGGGGCGGCAGCAGGUUGUUGUCUGUCCUCAAGCCAGGCCUGGAAAGUACAGAAAUGGAUGGCCCUGGGGGAACCACAGGAAGCCAUGAUUCCAUGGUCUCUGAAAUGAUGAACCUGAAUCUGGAGGGGUACCCCAGGUCUGUUCCUGAAAAAUGUACAAACCUUCCUGAGAGCAUCAGGGCCCAGAGAGGGCAAGUUCAGCCUGCCUGGACAGCAGAGACCUCUUCAGAUUCAACAGCCUGACCUCCUCAAAAUCCAGAGACCUUACCUGUCAGAAACCAGAAGCCCAGCCCUACCUCAGCUUGGACCCCAGGUCCUGGACCCCAGGGGUAUCGGGGGGCUGAGAGACGUGACACCAACUGGCCUCCCAGGGCGCCAGGGCCAAAUCCAGUACCAGGGCCACGGUUUCCUACCAUACUUCAUAGCCAAGGGGUACAGAUUGGAAACAACAACCAUAUGAUUAUACAAGGAAGAACUUCCUCAUCCGUGCAGGGCCUGGCACCUCGGGGCAUGGAUAGGGGCCCCCAGCGCACCCCCCAAGGAAUAGGUUCAAAAGAAGGACGCUGGUGUCUGGGAGCGGACAACGACGACGGGUCCACAAAGCUACACGCAGAUGUGCCCCUCCCCUGGAGCUGGACACCACUGGAGUAUGGACCACUCAGAUACGGCCACAGCGCUGCCAUCUAG